UUAUCUGUGCUCUCUCAUCCAAACAAGAAAGAAGAAGUAGGGCGAAGGAUCGAACAAAAGGGUGGAUUUAAUCGGCGGCGGCAAGGUGCAGCGAUUGUUCUCCAAGGGACCGGUAGUCGACGGCCCAUAUUUAACGAUCAAGAUCGGGACUGAAACUCAUCUUCUCUGAUUGAAAUCUAGAGGAAGGAGAAGAAAUCUGAUUCGAAAACCGUUUUUUCAAUCGCUUUCCUUGGGUGAUAUUAUGAAGGAUUUUGAUCUUGUGAGGGGCGGGAAUCUCUUCGUUGUUGAUCGAUUCGAUUCGUUUUGAGACCACCGCGGCGGAGGCGGCGGCGGAUUUGUUGAGAGUUUGGAAGAAACAGAAACUUCUGCGAAGCGAAAUGAUGAGGAGGCUUCUAAUCGGCGCCGGAUUUGUGAAAAUCGCCGAGUUAUUGGGCUCUGUAGCCACUGUCUUUGAAAAGGAGCUAGUCCGAUUACAGAUCUUGAAGGACUACAGAUUUUUCUUCAAGUUGCCCUGCGGGACUGGACUGGAUUUCAUGGAGCUUAAUCCUAAUGGGCUCUAGGAUUGUAACCAUAGGUAGAGGCAUACGGCCGAGAUCUACGAGUCUUCUGAUGUCGAUUUCGAUCGGCUGCUGCUGCCAAAUCAUGGUAUUUGGAUUGAAGGGUGUCGCUGUCGGCGGUUGAGGAAUAAACUAGUUGGGUUUUUCCCCAGGAGCCAUGCCUUUGCUGUGGUGAUAAAAUUGAUGAUAGCGACUCUGAACAAAAGUAGAAUUUUUAGUUUGAUAUGGCUGGAUCUGUGAUGGGUCAUGGGUGAUCUGCUUUGUAGCAGAAUCCCCAUGUCCUUGAACUCCAUUCCAUUACUGAUUCAUCUUGUAUGUGCCCAUCGGUAUGGAUCGAAGAACCCUUCACAAAAUAUGGAAGAAUUUUGAAUCUACUAGGCAAAAGUUUUGUGGGUCUGUCCUAAGUCUUAGUUCUUUCGAGGCACGGAGACUGCCUGUUCUUGUUGCUGGUGAUAAUGAGCAAGACAAUUUGAAUUUCUUGUUAGAAAUAAAAACCUUUGUGAUUAGUCUCUAUUUUGGGCACAUAAACCCAGUCUACUAGAUUGAAUGAAUUAUGUUAGAAGAAGUAUAUUUGUUGUCCUAAUACUAUAUGGUUGCAAAAAGAAGCCCGAUUUCGAGUAUUAGGGUCUUGCUAAUGUUCAAUUCGACAUCCUGAACCAAGGGAUUUUUUGCAGUCCUACAAAACUGGUUAACAUGAUCUGCCUCAAGGUGCGUUGGGUGGAAAACUCCAGAGACAUAUUUCCUUUGGAGGGUUCUCAUAAAAGUUAUCAGAGAGUUCUCAUCAGAAACCCAAUCAUUACUCAUUUGUGUGCUUGCACUGGGGGUGUACCCACCUCUCUGGUGCAAAGUGGAAAGAAAGUAAGGACUGCAUCUUGCAGAACUUGUGGUGACGGACAAACAGUUGAUGGGAGUAAAUCUCUCUGCCAAGGCAUGAUGAAUACAGUACGUGUAGAACUUACAAAAUCUAUUAGUCCUUACCUGAACUGGAAGGUUUCAAAGGGUUAUCGGAGUGCAUCAAGGCGGUCACGGAAACCUGUUGAUAAAAGCAAAAAAAUGGGUGCAGACCUAGCAGAAAAAAGUGCUAGAAGUGCAUCAGAAACAUCAGUUUCUGAUUCAGAGAAGCUUGGUGUGGCUGUACUUGGGAGACGAUUUGGUGACAAAAUUGAGCAUGUACCGAUUAAGAAAAGGAGACUUAUGGUCCGGUCUCCGUCACCCCCUCCACACCUUGAAGGCAACAAACCACUAUUGGAUGGUCGUCAUUCUUCAGGUCACAAGUCUUGUCCAAAAUCAGUUGGCAAAAAGCAUCCCACAAGGAGUGAUACUUCUACCCUGACUAGGGUCUGUCAUAGUGCCAGUAGCGGUGCUAAUGAGAAUUUGAACGAGAUGACAAAUCAAAAGCCUGGUGACGUGGAUGACUUUUCAGGUAUUGAGAUAUUGGCAGAUGCUGCCUGCAACAACAUCAUAAAUGAUGAUAUCAAUCAUGUUGUGAAGAAUCCACUAGGUGAAGAUUCACCUCUGGAUGAAAAAGAUGCAUCAACUUCUGCAUGGCCCUUGGAGCAAACAACCAUUGUGUCAACUUCUUUAACAGUCAUGAGAACUGCUUCAGAAUUUUCAGAAGCAAGAGAUGCAUCAGUCUCUGCAAUCUUGGAAGAAAGUAUUGCAUCAUUGGAAACAGUACAUUCAUCCCCUAAAGAUGUACGACGAGAAGAUAAAAUCGGGAGCGCUUCCUUUGAAGCUGAUGGGUUCAGAAUUAAUACUGACAAAGCACACGACGAAGCAGAAGCAAGAUUGAGUUCCUCAAAAGAUGUCAAGUUCCACUGGGACCUAAAUGUUAGUAUGGAUGCUUGGGAGGAACCUUGUGAUUUGGCGAUUGCUGAUCCUAAAACAACUGCUGCAGAUGAUAUCUCCAUGGAUAAUAAGCAGGGUGCAAACGUCCAAGUUUCAGAAGCUAAUGAGAUACCUAAGGAGGAAGAUGCAAAGAAUGACAUUGCAAGCACCGUGAAACCUCUGUCUGACAAUGAGGAACAGGGAUUGAAAGCGUGCCCUGAAGUUGACUUGAGUUGUGGUAAAUGUUCUCCUGAUAAUGCUUUGGGAUCUUCAAACGAUUCUGGUAGCAGUGCUAAAGCUUCCUCUCAGGAUGCGUGUGUAGAUGCAUGCAUUGAUGGUUCCCCUUGUGCUGGACUUGAAAACAUCGCAGUCACAGGCCUUGUGUCUGAGGAGACCGAUAAAACCCCAAUUUCCAGCUUUUCUGUUGAGCAUGUGGCUGGUGAACUACCAAGUGAAACUGUCUGUUCAGGAAGUGUUAAGGUUGAAAACCCUGCUUUAGCUUGUGUGCCAGAAGGGGCAUCUUGUGAGAUUGAAAGCACUGUUCUAGAUGAAGAUGGCAAGGGCUCUGGUGCAACAUCUAGCGUCCAUGAUGAUCCAGAAUCUCUGGAAGAGAUGAUGGGAGUAGAAAGCUGUCACUCGCUCGCACCCGUUCGCCUUGAUUCUGAUGAAAAAUCUGCAUCAGGUGCUUCUGUUGGAGAAGGCCGGUCGCUGGUGACUAUAAUUGCAAAGGAGCCUGUUGAAGCUGCCUCUGACACUCAUACUGUCAAUUCUCUGCCAAAUGAUGGUUCUGAGGAAGUAAUGCAUAAACCUGCAGGGAAUCCCAUGACAAAUCAAGUAGCUGCUGCUGGGUCCUCCUCUCUUGAGCGAUGCCACUAUGGCGAAGAUAGCUCACGUAGCUUGGAUAGAGUAACUAAAGAUCCUUCCAGUGAUGGUUAUGACUUGAAUACUUGUCAAGAUGAUAAGGAUCACAUGGUUGGCAAGGGAAACACUCUGGAACCUGAAGCUGGUUACGACUCCCAGUAUGAAGAUGGGGAGCUGAGGGAGUCGGAUGUACCAUAUUGGGAGGAGAAUGAAAUUGAUGACGUAGAAGCUGAAUGUGUUGACUAUGGUUCUGAUACAUGUGACAGUGAAGCUGCUGAUGACUCUAUAUCAGGGAAAGUUGGAAUGGGACCUGAAUGCAGAGAAACAGAAUUAUUUGGGGAGUCAAGGAAAAUUGACAGGAACAUUAAGCUUGUGAGAGGAGUGAGUCCAGGAUCUGAUAACAUGUGUGACAAAAAUGAACAUGCUUUGAGACAAUGUUCCGUUGGUUCGAAGACAAAAACUUCAGGAUCUGAUCAACUACCUUGUGAUUCUGAAGCUUCUUCAAACAGAACUGCGGAAGCAAUUGAGGGCUGCACAGUAAGGAGACAUGCUGUUAAUGGCUUCGAUGGCUAUGAUGCCAAACAUUCUCCUGCCAACGUGGUUGGAUCAAUGGCAUCUGACUCCUCAAAUAAGAUGGGUACUGAAUGUGCAAGGAGGAGGAGGUUGGGCAACUUUGAUUCUAUUCGCUCUGAGGAAGCUGGUUCUGAUCAGACCAUGGGAAGGGAAAAGUAUGACUCACAUAUGCAGGGUAAAAGCUUCAGAGGUGUGGUUUAUUCUUCAGGGAGUUAUUGGGAUUCCAAGCGACGCGAAUCACCCACUUAUCAUGGUUCCUUUGGCUCUGGACGCUGUAGGCCAAGAAGUGUUGUUGAGAACCAUGGAUAUGAGAUGGAAUCAGACGAAACAUUUUCAGAAGCACCAGGAGUUCACAACCGUGUCCGCAGGCAAGCUAUAACUUUUUCAUCAAAUCGUCCGUAUCAGGGUUCGUUUAGGAGAAGAUCGCCAUCUGAAAGAAAUGAUGCACACAACAUACACAGGGGAAUGAUACCUAUGAGAGAUACAAGUCCUGAUAGGCGGAGGUUUAGACGAUAUCCACAAGGGGUUAACAGAGGCAUCAGGGAGGACUACCACAGAUCCAUACCCGAUGAUCCCAACGAAUGCUCUUAUAAUGUGCCACGACGAACGGCCAGGAGAGAACAAAGCACUUCACCCCCUGGCAGAGGACCCAUAUAUUAUAGUAGACCCUACAAAAAGCCCCAGUCUAGAUGCAGAAGUCGCUCUCCUCUUGGAUGGAGAGAACUGAAUGAUAUUUCAAGACAUCGUGGGAGCAGGUCUCCUGAUGAUAGGUUUGAUUCCAAUAUCGAGAAGCUGAGGGUGCCUUUCCAGAAGCAAAAUUUCGGAGGCAAGUAUGAAGUAGGGUUCGUGUCCUCACCAAAGCGUCGUUUUUCCCCACAACAGAAUUCCAGAUGGUUUGAUGAUUCAAAUACAGGUGUAGAUCACAAUUUCAGGGGCAGGAGAUUUGCGGGAAGGCGGUUCCAGCCAGGACAGAGGUUUGACUCAGAGCGUUCAUCUCAGAGAUUGAAUUCAGAUGGUUACUCUGAAUCCAUGAUUCGUCCAGCAAAAUUCUCCGAGUUACCCAGUGGUGGUAGGGAGUAUAGAUACGAGGGUAGCGACGAUGAUAGACGGAGACCUGAUGGAAGAUUUGAGAUCGUUCGCCGCGUGAGGCGUUUUGAUUCAAAUGGUGUUGUGCGUCAGUUCCGCUUUGAUGAAGACCGUUUUGCAUCUCGCAACACACACAACUACGAUGAAUCUGACAACAGGGCAACCGAGAGAAGGCCUCGAGAAGCCUACGUAGGAGAAGUAGCGAAGAGGAGAGUAAAUUAAGGUUCCAACGCUGACUCGGUAUUAAAACUCCAGCUUCUGGUGCAGCUCAACUCAUUUAACCUGCAACAUUCGUAAUUCCGAGAGGAGAAAUCCUCCAUCCCCCUUGCCGGCGUUUCAUCAAAUCGAUGUGUUACUCGGGCAGAUAGGAGUUCUUCCGAAUUUUUGUUUUCCGGUGAUGGUUAAGCCGAAAUAUUCGUGCUCUUCCCGGCGGCUGCCGGCGCUGUGGAAGCUACUCUUACCAUUCCGAUUACGCUUAGGCAAAUUUUUUUUUAGGUUAGGGCCUGAUGUUGCUUUGGUUCAUCUUGAUUUUGUUUCUUAAUUUUAUUUUAGGCAUUUUUUUAAUGAUUAGUGCAGAAUCUAAAGCUUUUUAGUUUCGAUGCUGAUCCCUUCUUGUUGCUGUUUGCUUUGCACUUUUUCUUCGCGCUCUCUUGAAUUAUAAUUUUCCUUUGCCUCCUUGUGACAUUUGUAAAUGCAAGUUUCAAGUGUGAAUAAAUUAAUAAAGAA
This is a messenger RNA of Malus domestica (apple), 5630 nucleotides long. NCBI's taxonomy places the organism in Eukaryota, Viridiplantae, Streptophyta, Magnoliopsida, Rosales, Rosaceae. The record is from RefSeq and is a predicted model, not a curated record.